This is a messenger RNA of Penicillium chermesinum, 1590 nucleotides long. RefSeq lists its product as uncharacterized. The coding region runs from base 1 to 1590 and encodes 529 amino acids. NCBI's taxonomy places the organism in Eukaryota, Fungi, Ascomycota, Eurotiomycetes, Eurotiales, Aspergillaceae. The record is from RefSeq and is a predicted model, not a curated record. The transcript is spliced from 2 exons.
AUGUCUCAGGACUUGAAGGAGGGCGAACGUCCCCCAGCUAUUCUUGAGCCUCGCUGCUUACUUCGUGGUGAAAUCACCUAUUCUGCUGCGAAGGAAGAGGACAGCAAUAUUCUCCAUGAGCUUAGGUAUAGAGAUGAGAAAAUUCGAUUCUUCACACAUAUUUCUCGCAACCGGAAGCUGAUCAGAAGGAUUAUUGGGCGACAUCUCGGCUUACCAUCUGAUGCAUGUCAUCUGGUUAGUGUAGAAGACUGGAUAGAUGGGAGUUUUAAUGUUUGCAUUCGUGCUGAUAUUGACGAACAAGGAAGUCUUUCCAAAAAACAGGUGAUGGUUCGGUUUCCGCUACCGUACAGAAUUGGCGAAUCUCCUCAUCCUGGAAACUCAGAUGAGAAGAUUCGUUGCGAAGCGGGUACAUAUGCAUGGCUCGAAGAGAACUGCCCUGAUGUUCCCAUUCCACGAUUAUAUGGAUUUGGGCUAUCCACUUGGCAAAAUUUUACCCGCCUCGAUAAUGUGCCCUUGAUCACUCGUGCCAUUCAUUACCUGCGUCGUCGUCUGUUAGGGUGGCUAGGUUAUCCGGCGCCAUCGUCGUAUGUCUCUAGUCAAAUCGACGAAUCAAGAUCUCUCGGCUCAGGAUAUAUUCUUAUCGAGUAUAUCGAUUCAUCACGAGGCAAAAUGCUUUCCGAUACGUGGGAUACUGGGCGCCAUGAUCAAAAGCUACGAACGAACCUUUUUCGUGGCCUAUCGCGCAUAAUGAUAUCCCUGACUCGAAUUCCGUUGCCUCGCAUCGGAUCUUUUAUAUUGGAUGAUUCAGGGUAUCUAAGACUGAGUAAUCGGCCUCUCACCCUCCAAAUCCAAUUAUUGGAAAAUGAACACAUUCCAGUCGAUAUACCUCGACAUAUCACUCACUCGACUGCGGACUCAUAUAUCCAUGAUAUACUCAACUUCCACGAGAACCGCUUCCGCUAUCAACCAAAUGCAAUCAGUAGCCUUCAGGACGGCGUCUAUCAAGCAUGUGCAUUGACAGUUAUAAGGAGUGUCUGGCCUUGUUUCUUUCGUCAUGAUCUUCUCCGAGGGCCUUUCUUCUUGCAGCUCACCGAUCUCCACCAGAGCAAUAUUUUUGUGGAUGAGGACUGGAAUAUCAAGUGCCUUAUUGACCUCGAAUGGGCCUCCACUCGCCCAGUGGAAAUGCUCCAUCCUCCACACUGGUUGUCUGGUCAACCUAUUACUGAGAUCGACGUUGAAGCCUAUGAAAUCCUGCACAAAGAGUUCCUAGCGGUGUUGAAGGAAGAAGAGCAGAACAAGCCAGCAUUGGGACACUCUUCUCUUCAACUACAUUCUAUCUUGCAAGAAGGGUGGGAACGAGGAACAUUCUGGUGCUCUCUCGCGCUCAAUACUCCUAUGGCCUUGUUUGAAAUCUUUUAUAACCAUAUCCAGCCACGUUUUGCGGAGAAUCACAAGGAUGAGGAGUCUUUUUGGCUAAUAACAAUGCGAUACUGGACAUUCGGCACGUUCAAAUUUCUCGAAGACAAGUUAAAAGACAAGGAACAAUACGACCGGCACCUGCAUGAAGCAUUCACCAGCCCAGAUGCUUGA